Messenger RNA from Tachyglossus aculeatus (Australian echidna), 1894 nucleotides. RefSeq names its product coagulation factor XII (gene F12). Lineage: Eukaryota; Metazoa; Chordata; Mammalia; Monotremata; Tachyglossidae. Gene Ontology annotation, molecular function: serine-type endopeptidase activity. The transcript is spliced from 14 exons. Gene Ontology annotation, biological process: blood coagulation; zymogen activation. Bases 27 to 1877 code for a protein of 616 amino acids. The record is from RefSeq and is a predicted model, not a curated record. Gene Ontology annotation, cellular component: rough endoplasmic reticulum; extracellular region.
GUCCCCAGGCCCUGAGACCAGACACCAUGAAGCCGCUGCUCCUGUUUGGAUUCCUGCUGCUGCUGCCGCUGGGGCUUCUGGCCACACGAUCCCACCCCUUCCAGGGCCACCCCUGGAAGGGCCCAAAGGAGAAGAUGACCACAGUGAAUGAGUCCAGUGAGGAGGGAGCACGUCCGCCCAUAGUGAUCACCGAGAGCGGAGAACCCUGCCACUUCCCCUUCCAGUUCCACCGUAGGCUCUACCGCGGCUGCAUCAAACGGGGACGACCUGGGCCCAAAGCUUGGUGUGCCACCACUAAGAACUACGAUAGGGACCAGCAGUGGUCCUACUGCCUGGACCAGAAGGACCAGAAGAAAGGGAAAGAUCACUGCCUCCAGAAUCCAUGCCAGAAGGGAGGAACCUGUAUCAGCACCUGGAAGAGGGCCCACUGCCUCUGCCCCUCACACCUGACAGGGCAGUUCUGCCAAAAAGAGAAAUGCUUUGAGCCUCAGCUGCUGCAGCUUUUCCCUGAGAACGAGAUGUGGUGGAGGGCUGAGCCCACUGGUGUGGCUAAGUGUCAGUGCCAGGGACCCCAGGUUAUCUGCAAGAGGGUGCCACAUACCACAGCCUGCUCCACCAACCCCUGUCUCCACGGAGGGAGCUGUUUGGAGGCUGAGAAGAGACAGGUCUGCAGCUGCCCCGCUGGCUUUGCUGGGCCCUUCUGCGACAUUGACCAGCGGACGAGCUGCUAUGAGGGGAAUGGAAUCGGCUACCGGGGCACUGCCCAGACCACCACUUCUGGGAGGCCCUGCCAGGCGUGGAACUCAGAGAUCACCUUUCAGGCUCUCUCCCAGGAGCAGGCCCUGCUCAAGGGUCUGGGUGACCACCCUUACUGCAGGAAUCCUAACAAUGACACCCGGCCCUGGUGCUUUGUGUUCAUGGGGGACGGGCUCAGCUGGGAGUACUGUGAGCUGCCCUCGUGUGGGCCUGAGCCUACCAAAUCUACAGCCCCAACGGUGGGCCCGGCCACCCCCGGGGGAGACCCCAGUGACAUCCAGUUGCUCACUCGGAAGGUGACUCCUCCACAUGUCUGCGGUCACCGGCAGAAGAGGAGGCUGUCCCCGCUGGCCAGGGUGGUCGGGGGGCUGGUGGCCCUGCCGGGCUCGCACCCCUACCUGGCUGCUCUCUACCUGGGGAAGAUAUCCUGCGCUGGGAGCCUCAUUGCUCCCUGUUGGGUGCUGACCGCUGCACACUGCCUGGAAACCAGGCCCCCUGUGGAGAAACUGAGGGUGGUCCUGGGCCAAGCCUUGUACAACGUCAGCUGUGAGCAGUGCCAGGAGUUUGCGGUGCAGGAAUACCGGCUCCACGAGCAAUACAAUCCUGAAACCUACCAGCACGACAUUGCCCUGCUGCGCCUGAAGGAGAGGGAGGAUGGUGGCUGUGCCCAGUUUUCACCCUUCAUCCAGACCGCGUGCCUGCCCAACGUCACCAAGCCACUCAGUGCCCCUGCUCCCCUCUGUGAGAUUGCCGGCUGGGGACACCAGUAUGAAGGGGCCGAACAGUACUCCAACUUCCUGCAAGAGGCCCAGCUGCCCCUCAUCCCCCAAGAGAGAUGCUCUUCACUGGAGGUGCACGGGGCCAAAAUCACCCCGGACAUGCUCUGUGCCGGCUACCUGGAGGGGGGAACCGACGCUUGCCAGGGGGACUCUGGGGGUCCACUGGUGUGUGAAGAGGCCGAGGGCCGGGUCACCCUGCGGGGGAUCAUCAGCUGGGGCGAGGGCUGCGGUGACCAGAACAAGCCCGGGGUCUACACCAACGUGGCCCACCACCUGCCCUGGAUCCAGACUCACAUCGCCCCCGAGAGCCCCUCGGAGGGACCCCUGGCCCUGGGUCCCUGAGGGAAGAGUGCCCCCCA